Hermetia illucens (black soldier fly) is the source of this 1020-nucleotide messenger RNA. Its product is annotated as transmembrane protein 192. Bases 126 to 929 code for a protein of 267 amino acids. Gene Ontology annotation, cellular component: late endosome; lysosomal membrane. The record is from RefSeq and is a predicted model, not a curated record. Lineage: Eukaryota; Metazoa; Arthropoda; Insecta; Diptera; Stratiomyidae. The transcript is spliced from 6 exons.
UGCAUAACUCUAGCAAGAAUGUCAACUGCGUGCAGUUUUUCUUUUUACAUGAAACGCGAAAGUGAAAAUUUAAGGCACAAAUCAAAAGAUAGCAAGUGACGUCCACACAAUGAAACACUUUUAUCAUGGUUAGCUUGGGUCCUAACUAUAAUAUGAGUUCAGGUGCAAGUUUCUUAGCAGACAAUCCGCAAAAUAUGGAAGACGACCGGCAGAACCUUUGCGACCCAGUUUUAAGUGCGGACUCGAAUAAUCGUUUUCAACCUCUUAAGACGAUUCCGGUAUUCAGUCUUCACAACGCGAUUUCACUGUUUAUCUCCUUCAUCGGCAUAAUUUUAGCAGCUACUUGGGAGGAUGGCAAAAGAUGCCAGGCUUAUUUUAUUAUGCUUUAUUUGCGAGCAUUUUUCUGGGUGAUCACAUUUAUUUUCCACCAUUAUGUCCACGGUCAUCAUAACAAACUGCGGCUCAAUGGACACUUAGAAUUUUACAAGACGCUCGAAGUUCAUCGCUCUAUGCCAUUGACAAUUGUAUCAUUGUGGAACACAGCGGUUUUGACAAUACAAACAUUAAUUCAGCAAUAUUAUGGCAAUCAUUUUGGUGAAGAAUGUAUUAGAGGUUGGUUGUCGCCCAUUGUCUACAUUACGUCAUUUUCCAUCCUAGAAUCAACGGUGCUUUCGUUCGUGCAUAUCAACUAUAUAUCAAAAGUGGCGAAUUUCAAUAAAACUGCUCCUCUUCCGGAUGCUUUGCGGGGUAGCCGCCCUGGAGCCGGCUACGUUGGACUUAUGCAGCCUGGCGCUGACGUAACAGAGUUGUUGGAAAAACAGGCGGAUGUUAUAUCUUAUUUAAAAGACCAUAACAUUAAGCUUAAUCAAAAACUAAUGCAGUUGAAUGCUCAAAUGCGAACAGCGAAUAUGCCACAGAAUAAUGUUUAGUGUGUCAGUAUAUGGAACAAAUCAAAUAUUUUUUAUACAAUUUUAAUUGUGACUAAUGAACGUAAAAUAUGAAAUAUAUUUUAAGUGUGUA